This is a messenger RNA of Labrus bergylta (ballan wrasse), 4429 nucleotides long. Its product is annotated as probable E3 ubiquitin-protein ligase DTX3. Gene Ontology annotation, biological process: Notch signaling pathway; protein ubiquitination. Gene Ontology annotation, molecular function: ubiquitin protein ligase activity. NCBI's taxonomy places the organism in Eukaryota, Metazoa, Chordata, Actinopteri, Labriformes, Labridae. Gene Ontology annotation, cellular component: nucleoplasm. The record is from RefSeq and is a predicted model, not a curated record.
AGCUGGUCGCAUAAUUUCCUUAUUUUGACGCCACAUAUCUCGGAAAGUCGACCAACGUUAUUGUAGCCGACCCAUACACGGAAAGACAAACGAAGGCGUAUUUGUCGUUACAUGGGCUACUGGGAAAUAAUGGAAAACACAUCAAAUAGUCACUCCAAAGUAGUCCCUGAAGUUAAGGAAGACUGCUCAAUUUGCUUGGACAAGAUUCAAGAGAUGAAAUCCUUGAAGUGCCUCCACUCUUUUUGCUCAGAAUGUAUCGACUCGCUUUUCAAGUUUAAGCCUGCUUGUCCAAUAUGCAACACUUACUACGGAGAGUACACGGGAACCCAGCCGGAAGGCACAAUGACGGUGUCCCGCAUCUGGCAGCACUUACCUGGCUUUGAAGACUGUGGGACAAUUGUCAUACAGUACAGCUUCCCAGCAGGGAUUCAAGGGCCUGAGCAUCCAAACCCUGGAGUGAGAUACAGCAGGACCUCGCGUACAGCCUUCCUGCCAGCCUGUGAGGAGGGUGAAAAAGUCCUGAGACUGCUGAGGAAAGCCUUCGACAGGAGACUGACCUUCACCGUUGGACAAUCUGUAACCACUGGCCUCAACAACGUCAUCACCUGGAAUGACAUUCACCACAAGACCAACAUGGAAGGUGGUCCACAAUGUUUUGGAUAUCCAGACCCAAAAUAUUUAUUCAGGGUUCAAGAGGAGCUUCGUCUAAAAGGAGUGACCGAGGAUGACUGAUGGAUGAAGACAGUCGCAGCACUUCUUCAAAUACUUGAAGUAUUGCCUUGUUUUUUAAAAUUAAGUUUCUGAUUUAAGUUUUGCACUUUUUCUAACUCCAAGUAUGGAGUUCAAGUAUUUGCACUUUUUAGAGUUAUGGAAUUAUUUUUAUUGAGACAUGAACGUUUUUUUUUCAACUGACAUCAUAAAAAAAGAUAUAAUACACAUAAUGCAAUUUGUUUUAAAAAGAAAGAUUAUGCUGCAGUAGGUGAGUGAAAGGGGUUUUACUUCUGAUCGUCAGACUUCAGUCAUGUUAACCAGAUAUCAUCUUCUAUAAACAGCCUUCACUUGUUUUUCUUUACAAUUGACAGAAAAAGAUUGUUAAAAACAGAUGAAAUAAUCAUGAGGAUUAAGUUGAGUAAAACACAAACUGCAACAUCAAAUAUUAAGUUUGUUAGCUGUUUUUUUUAUGUAUAAAAAUGGUUAGUUCAAGUUUCCUAAGGAGAUAUUGUAUAUGUAUUAUAGAUAAAUGAUAGAUCAAAGGAUAUACAACGAACAAAAAUAUAAACGCAACGCUUUUGUUUUUACUCCAGUUUUUUCACUAUCCCUGCUGGCCACAGCCUUUGAACAUCUAACAACUUUCUCUUGUCGACAUACCUGCUCCACUUCCAACUUCCUUCUUUAAUGGGAACGUGUUCCACACCAGUCUGCAUGAGAAAAGCCCCUCUGGCCUUCUUGCAUGAUACCUGCAAUCUCUGAAUGCCUAAGAGCUCCUGCUUCCUGUACUGCACGUCUUGGGUUCCAUUUCCUCCGUCUAGUUUUGGAAUUUGGGACCAAAUUACUAAUUACCACGUCUUUGCUCCCUGAUAGCAACAACUCUGUCCUGGCCUUCGCACACUUGAACCAACCUCACAAGCCUUUCCACCUUUGUUACCAUCUGUACUUCAUAAACUGACAGUGGCCACACAAGUCCAGGGAAUUUUCCAAACUGCUAACACUUAUUUUAUGUAAAAAAAAAGAAAAAGAACAAGGCUUCAGUGCUUUGAUUAGUCUCAGUUGUAGGAUGAUAACUGUAGCCUAAAUAUUUAAUUAAAUAUCUUCCAUGGUCUUAUUUUAGACUACAAUUCACACAGGAUGACAGUGUGGUUUUGCGGUCUCUCUCCAUCGUCACCUCUGACUAUCUCAGCGUUCUGAUUGAUCAGAGUUUUAUGCAAGUUGAUCUCUAUCUCGAACAUAAAAUGCUGCAGAGCAGGUUAGGUGUUCAGCAUGAGUUACCAUGGCAGUUUAUGUCAGUAGAAAGUGAACCACCUUCAUAGUACUAAAAAAGACAGAGUUAACCCUGAAGUAACCUUGAUUAUCACAAACGAUGGUCCUUUUUUCCGCAGGAUGUUGUAGAUUAUCCUGCCACCUUUGUGAUGUGGACUCUCAUACACAACAACAUGCUCGAAAAAGGGUUGGAAAUAGAGUUUCUUCCACACAUCAACCUUUGUUCUUCUGCACAUACAGGUCAGUUCAGAACCAUGACCAGUUCACAUGAGAGUCUGUUACAGGCCACAUUUAUAAAGUCAUGUGAACAGCCAAUCAAACAAAAAAAAUCUGAAUUGAGCAUUAAGGCUUGUUAUUUGUACGUAGCCUUUUGAAACAUUUCAGCUACACCUUUCUAAAUAGUUUGCCAGCAUCUGUGCAACUUUACUAAGAGAGAAUAUUACCUUCUGCAUUCAUUGAUAUAUUUGGAAACUGUAGACUCUUGCACCUUGGCCUUAGGAUUCCCCUUGCUCUACACCUCGGCGGUAUUAUUUGUUACACCCAUACCACUCUUAGUAAUCUCUACUGAAUGUUAGUCCAUCAGGUGGACUCCAUUUGACUCUGGUUCAGAAGAAGCCUUUGCUCAUCUUAUAACAGCCUCAACUUCCUUCCACCUAGGUGGCCUAAUAUCUAUAUUUAACUCUUUGUUUCCUAACAGAUGUAAAUCAGGAGGAAGGCCUAUUUCUCUGUUCUUUCCUGGAUCUGAGUGCGUCUCUUUGAAGUGUUUCUCUACCCCUUGUUUUGAUGCUUUCUUGUCCUCCAUUUUCUUGGCCUAACAUUCAUUUAACAAACUUGAAGGAAAUUCAAUGGAUUGCAUGUUAUUCAUUGGAAUGUACUUGGUCACUGUAAUUUUUAGAUUUUAUAUUUUUAAUAUACAUAAUACUGCUUCUGUUCAUAGUAUAUGGUGCAGAGGACCAAUCAAGUUAGAAAGUAUUCACAGACACAAGCAGAGUUUUGUUUUUGUACUUUUAUGGGAUAUGUUGAUCAUAAUAAAGCCAUAAAGAAUACUGCUGGUCUUAUCCUAUAGCACAUCCAUCAUAUUCAUUAUUUACAUGGCAGAAGUCAACAUACUGUAUUAAAAGAAUUGUCACUCAAAAGAAGUGUCAGGAGAGACCAUGCGUUAAGCUCCAUUAGUACAAAAAUCAGCGUUUAUUUUUUCCAGCCAUUGACCACUAGAGGGCGAUGCUCUCCUGGAAGAAGCCUACGAUAGCGUCCACUUGUUAUGCAUCUGUAUCAUCGCUACAGCCCAACAGUGGCACAGCACCUCCCAAAACUCCUCACACUAAUCGAUGAGAGGAGAAGAUCAUCCUCUGUAGAUGAUGAGUCAUGUGUUUCUAUUAUGCUUAGGGAAGUUAGCAGCAGUGACUAUCACUUUUUGUAUCGUUAUCACCUUGUGAUUAACUAUACUAUCAUCACUUGGCUUCUAAUAGUAGUACACAUACUGGUAGAGAUUAUACAUGUACAGAUGGAUACAUUUUCAAAAUAAAGGAAUAACAUUGACAGACAGACACAUUUUCAAAAUAAAGGUUGAUAAAAGCUAAAUAAUUAAACGAUUUCCCAGCAAUACCAGUACAAAUUAAUCAGAACAUUUUGCAAGGAGACAGCCACUUCUUUGUCUCAAUCCAGCAAAGCAGGCCACACUUUUAUUUCUCUUUAUAUUUGGCCUUAUGUUCGGCUCCCAUUAACAAAUUACAACUGAAUCAAAAUAAUACUACGAGCUGAUCUUCUACAACAGUACUGAGUUAUAGGACCAGGGAAUACCUUUAACCCCUAGUGUUCAUAUUUCAUUAGAAAAAGUGCAUAUGUGACUAGGCAGCUACUGGCCUGGGCCUCUUUAGCCCAUUGGUGAUUAGCUGCUGGGGGCAUUUCUGUGGCUUAUAGGAUGCCAGGGCAUCUGCUGCUCUCACAGACCAAGACCCAUCUGGUCAAACGUAGCAUCCUCCCAACCUCCCCCUUCUCGCCUUUUUCUCCCAUAAUUCAUCAACCCAGCCCGAGCAUUUCACAUCGACAUCCCUUUCCUCUCUCAGCCCUUUAACCAUUUCCUAUUAAUUGUCUGUAGUUGACAGGCUUUCUCUCCGAUCAUUUUCCUUUCUGCUGUUCUGAUUGAAUGGGAAACACGCACAACUGCAUGAACUUUCUGUUCCAUAUAAGCAUGUCGUUUACAUAGUGACAGACUGGAGCAAUGAACAUACUCAGCAGACAGAGAGGAUAUCUCGCAAUAUGACGAACAUGUCUACAACUUAAAAAUCCCCUUUCAGUUCAGUGCAUGUAACCUACAUUUGAACAUAAAGAUAUAACAUGAAGGAGAAGAGCGUUUCCAAUAGAAAUAAAACCCUCUGAUCUGAGUGUAUUUCUUCAGGCAUGUUUGAUUCAAAUAAAAAUUGUAUACCUGAUUAAACUAGAAAUAAAAUGA